Molecule: messenger RNA, 6396 nt
Organism: Antechinus flavipes (yellow-footed antechinus)
Lineage: Eukaryota; Metazoa; Chordata; Mammalia; Dasyuromorphia; Dasyuridae
Gene: SEMA3G
Product: semaphorin 3G
Biological process (GO): semaphorin-plexin signaling pathway; negative chemotaxis; negative regulation of axon extension involved in axon guidance
Molecular function (GO): chemorepellent activity; semaphorin receptor binding
Source: RefSeq, a predicted model, not a curated record
AAAGGGAAAAACCACGGGAAAGAUUAAAAAAAGCAGAAAAACAGAAAAAAUAAGAGAAUUUAGCACACAUUGAUUUAUGUUCAGUCUCCCUAGUUCUUUUUCUGGAUGGCAUUUUCUGCUCAAAGCCUCUCGGGAUUGCUUUGAUCACUGAACCACUGAGAAGAACCAAACCCUUCAUAGCUGAUCAUCGCACAUUCCUGCUGUUAUUGUGCACAGUGUAUUUCUGGUUCUGCUUAUUGGAAGGGACUUUGGACGUCAUCUAGCUCAACCCUCUCAUUUCACAGAUGAGAAACUGAGAUCCAGCAAGGCAGAUGACCCGACCAAAGGCGCACAGAUGACAUGGCAGAGUCCGGCUUUGAAUGGGGUCCAAAUUCGGCGUUCUUUCCUCUGCCCAGAUCAAACCCAGCUCAUUUCAGAAGCAGGGAAACUGAGACGGGGCUAGGGGAGGGGCUUAUUCAAGGUUGCACUUCCAGUAGAGUCAGGACUGGAACCCAGGACUUCUGCCUUCCAGCCACGGCCCUUCCCAUUGCACCGCACUGCCCCUGACCCAGCGCGAUCUAAACCAACAGUCGGGAUUGCGCCGGCUGCGGGAGCGGGAGCGGUCAGCGCGAAGCCAGUCUGUGUCCGGGCCCCCUUCCCCGUCCGUCAGUCCCCUCCCCACAGGCUCCUGGAGGAGCUGGGUGGGGCCAAGAGCGCUUUAUAAAGGGGCUGCCGUGGCCGCUGAAGCAGCUCCUCCCGAGCAGAAGCAGAGCCCCGUUCGAGCCGGGAAGGGCGGCUGCGGACUCAGCCGGGAGCAAGUUCUGGAGGAGGGCGCCGGGCAGCAUCCGGACAGCUCCUCGGCGCGCCAUGGGCCUCCGCGGGCUGCUGGGGACCGUGCUGGUCACUCUGCUGGGCACCCUGGGAGCUGGCAAGAGCAGCGUGCCCCGCUUACAGCUCUCCUUCAGAGACCUCCUGGCCACUAACCGCUCCACCCUCUUCCUGGGCCCUCGGGGGAGAUUGGAUCUGAGGGCUCUGUAUCUGGAUGAAUAUCGGGACCGGCUGUUUCUGGGUGGACGGGACACCCUCUACUCCCUGAGACUGGACCACGCAGGGCCUGACCCCAAGGAGAUCUUGUGGCCUCCUCGGCCGGGCCAGAAGGAGGAAUGUAUCCUGAAGGGCAGAGACCCCCAGACCGAAUGCGCUAACUAUGUCCGAGUGCUGCACCCCUACAACAGAACCCACCUGCUGGCCUGCGGCACGGGAGCCUUCCAGCCCCUGUGCGCCCUCAUCGCCGUGGGCCAUCGGGGGGAGCACGCGUUCUCCCUGGAGCAGGCGAGCGUGGAAGGCGGGCGGGGCCGCUGCCCACACGAGCCCGACAGACCCUUCUCCAGCACCUUUGUGGGCGGAGAGCUGUACACGGGUCUCACCGCGGACUUCCUGGGCCGCGAGGCUGUGCUCUUCCGCAGCGGGGGCGCCCGGCCUGCCCUGCGCUCGGACACGGACCAGAGCCUCCUACACGACCCCAGGUUUGUGGGCGCCGCCCUCAUCCCCGACAACGCCGACCGGGACAACGACAAGGUCUACUUCUUCUUCUCGGAGGCGGCGGCCCUUCCGGACGGGGGCUCGGGCCAGGCCAUCGUCAGCCGCGUGGGCCGCAUCUGCGUGAACGACGCCGGGGGCCAGAGGGUCCUGGUGAACAAGUGGAGCACCUUUCUGAAGGCCAGGCUCGUCUGCUCCGUGCCCACCCCCGGGGGGGCCGACACCCACUUUGACCUGCUGGAGGACGUGUUCCUGCUGUGGACCAAGGAUGGCAAGAGUCCGGAGAUCUACGCCCUGUUCAGCACCGUCAGCGCCGUGUUCCAGGGCUUUGCUGUCUGUGUGUUCCGCAUGGCCGACGUCUGGGAGGUUUUCAACGGGCCCUUUGCGCACAGGGACGGCCCCCGGCACCAGUGGGGACCUUACGGGGGCAGGGUGCCCUUCCCUCGGCCUGGGGUGUGUCCCAGCAAGACCACGGCUCAGCCUGGCCGGCCCUUCGGCAGCACCAAGGACUACCCCGACGACGUGCUGCAAUUCGCCCGGGCCCACCCACUCAUGUUCCGCUCGGUGCUGCCCCGGCACGGGCGCCCCCUCCUUGUCAACCACCUGCCCUACCGGCUUCUCCAGAUUGUGGUGGACCGAGUGGAGGCUGAGGACGGGGCCUAUGAUGUCAUCUUCCUGGGCACAGAUGCAGGCUCCGUCCUCAAAGUCAUAGCUUUCCAGACUGGAAAGUCUGUGGAGCCCGAGGAGGUGAUCCUGGAAGAACUGCAGGUGUUUAAGGUACCCACGCCCAUCAUCGAGAUGGAGAUUUCUGUCAAAAGGCAAACGCUGUACGUGGGCUCCCCACUGGGCGUGGCCCAGCUCCGGCUGCACCAGUGUGAGGCGUAUGGGAACGCCUGCGCCGAGUGCUGCCUGGCCCGGGACCCCUACUGCGCCUGGGACGGCCACACCUGCGCCCGCUACCAGCCCAGCUCUGGCAAACGGCGCUUCCGACGGCAGGACAUCCGGCACGGCAACCCAGCGCUGCAGUGCCUGGGCCAGAGCCUCGGCGGGGAGGCCCCGGGGGGUGUGGAGGCCACGGUGGUGUACGGCACGGAGCACAACAGCACCUUCCUGGAGUGCCGGCCCAAGUCCCCACAGGCCGCUGUGCACUGGUUUGUGCAGAGGCCCAAGGACCAGCAGCCCGACCAGGUGAAGACAGAUGAGCGCAUCCUGCAGACGGAGCACGGGCUGCUCUUCCGGAGGCUCAGCCGCCUUGACGCGGGCACCUACUCGUGUAAGACCCUGGAGCACGGGUUUGCCCAGACGGUGGCCAGACUGGCCCUGGAGGUGAUCGGGGCCGAGCAGCUGGAGGGCCUGUUUCCCCGGGAGCCGGCGGAGGGGGAGGCCACCCCCAGGAGCCCGACCCGGGCCUGGUACAAAGACAUCCUCCAGCUCAUCGGCUACGCCAACCUGCCCCGGGUGGAGGAGUACUGCGAGCGCGUGUGGUGCGGCGACCGGUACCGGCGCAAGGGGAAACACAGCAAGGGCAAGAGCUGGCUGGGGACCGAGCUGGGAAAGAAGGCGAAGAGCCGAGCCCAGGGGGAGCGCAACCGGACCCCCCGGGAAGUGGAGGCUACAUAGGAGGGGGGCAGGUAGCUGGGACGGGGAGCAGGGUGCCCAGCUCUCCCGGAGGAAAGCCUCACUGGCCGGCUGGGGCAGGGUGUCCGGGGCCCAGACUGACCAUCCGGCCUAGCGCCUUCCUCUUGCAGGAAACUAAAAUCUCUGCCCCCCCAGAGCCUGACGGGCAGGAGUCCCGGGGCUGGAGAUCCCCAGGCUCCUGAGGCGGCCUGGGGGGCCUUUCCCCAAGCCUCUGUGCCACAGCCCGCGCCCCUUCCUGCCAGCGUCGCCAGGGACCGCCCGCGUCCCAGGAGGCCUGCUCAUGUUCCGCUGCCUUUGUUCUCCUUGGGAGGUGGGGUCUGCUUUUGCAAACGCAUUUCCAGCUGUGCCCAAAGAGGAGGGCGGCUUUCUUUUUCUUUCUCAGCCUGUGAAACAAUAGCCAUUCCUACAACUUUUAGGGUACCUGGGCCGGAGGGACCAGGCUCACGUUGAAGCGGCGGCAGGUGGGACGUGAGGCACUUUCCCUCAACGUCUGGGGGACGAGCAGUGAGGCUCAGAGCCAAGUAUUUCCAUUCUGGUUCAGGAUAGGAAAACUCCCAGCAGAGUUUCUGCUGACGGAGCCCAAUCUUCCUCAAGGUGGGUGGUGGGCGGUGGGAGAGUUUGUAGGCGAAGGAGGAGGAGAGAAGAGGAAUUUGUUUUGACUCAAGACCAGCCAUAUCAUUGAUUUAGAGCCAAAGGGGACCUCAAGGACCCCUAAUUCAAUCCCUCAUUUUAAAUAUGAGGUCCACAGAGAUUAAGUGAAUGACUCAAAACUAUAAAGGUAGGAAGUGACAGGUUUGAACCUUUGGAUCCAGAGCCAGCCAUUUUUUUCUAUGGUGCCACAUUGUCCCUGAUAGCCUAGCGCUGCCUUUUUCCCUGUAACCGAGGCUGUGGAAGAGAUGGGACACCUUUCAAUCCUAGCAUUCUAUGUUUUAAAACAGAGUCCAGGGACCCAUACUGCUCUCCACACCCCAUCUUUGCCCCUUGGGGAGUCCCAUUAGAAUGAAGCAACUGGUUUAUCUGAGGCACUGAGCCCUGUUUCCCUCUGACGAUUCCCUAAUUCCCUAAAUUAAUCUGCCACUUCAAGGGCUGUGGAAAUUCUGAGGAGCAGCAGCAGUGGGUCAGUAUUUUUUUUUAAAAGAGCUAAUGCAAUAUGAGGUUGCGUUAAUAGAAUUCAAGUGCCUAGCAGAAAGGAAAUCAAGGAAUAUAAUAGUCCUGCUGCCCUAUGCCCUGGUUAGUCAGCCUCUGGAAUACUGUGUUACAUUUUAGAAAAGACAUGGACAAGGGGGAGCAUGUGCAGAGGAAGAAUCUUGUUGCACAAAGAAUAGUUAAAGGAACUGGAGAUGUUAACCUGGAGACUUGGGGGCAGGGAUCUGGGACAAGGAAGAGAAGAAACAUGGGUCAUUGUCUUUAAAUAUUUGAAGAGCUGUCAUAUGGAAAAAGAAUUAGCCCUAUUAUGUGCAGCUCCAGAGGAUGGAAAUAAGAUCAAUGGGUGGAAGCACCAGGAAGAUGGAUUUCAGAUUUUUAAUUUGAUAAUAGACUGAUCCAACGAGAGAGUGGGCGGCCUAUCCAAGUAGCAAGCAGAAGAUCGUGUCAAAACUGUUGUCUGCAGGAUAGGAACGAUGAAUUGAAAAAUCUCCAAGCUGCCCAGAGCUUCCCCCUCCUAUUAUUGACAUUUCCUGGUUUUCUGAAAACAAUUUCCUUUUUUCUUCUUCAACUCCACCUCCCAUUCCCCCACUUAGAAUUUCUCUAAGUCCUGGCAUUGUUCUCUGUAAUAAUGACUGGUGUGAAGUCAGAAAAUCCAGGUUCUCCAUUCCCUAGCCCACAUGGAGAGGAUCAGAAACUCUUGGAAGAUCUGGAGGGUGUGGGGUAGGGAUAGAGUAGAGGGAAGGUAGGCCCUGGGACCGAGAGGAAGAGGGGGAGUAAUGAUAGAGAGAGAAGCUCUCUCUGAGCAUCAGAGUCCCAUCAGCUAGUCCAGAGUCUCCUCAGGAGCUUUGGGAGAAGCGAGGGAGCGCUAUGCUGAGUCUCCCACCUUCUGCUGGGCAGGGUUCUGGAGAGGAUUUGGGUGUGAGAACCAGCUUACAUAGGGUUUUUUUUUUUUUUUCCAGAAGAUGCUAAUUUAGAGAAAAAAGUUAGGAAUUCUAAAUCUUGGAACAAGAUGUCUGUGUCUGGGACAAAUGCUACAUAGAACCAUCCAGGGAAUAAUUCAGGGCUAGGAUUGGGGAGUGGGGGAGGAUUGAAUUGAAAAGAGCUCCCAUUCCGAGGAUGAACAAUUUAAGAGAUGCAGGAAAAGGGCAAAAUGGGGUGGGGGGAGGGAGGUGCCAUAAGUCUGACAUUGGGGUGGAGGGGAGUCUGCUCCUUUCUCUCAAACCCAUAUGUAGACUUCAUCUAUGUACUUUGACAUAGAAUCGAUCUGAAGGUGUGAGAUGAGAGCAGAGUUGAUUUUCCCCCCUUCCUGGGACUGCUGUGGAUGUGGGGGAGAGGGCAAGGAGACAGAGAAGGGAUGAAAGGGAAAGGAGAAAGUUUAAGAUGGGAAAUGGUGUUAUCCCAAGGCCUUCCUUGGGAUAAUGAGAAGGAGAGAGUGGGGCUACAGCAAUCAAUGAACAAUCCAGGUAUGAGCCAGGCCCCAGGUUAGCCCCAGCUUGGUCCCAGCACAUGUUCAUCUCAUCCAUUAGCUGGGUCAAGCCAAGAAGCAUUUAUUAAGUGUCUGUUCUAAUCGGGCAGGAGGAUAGCAGACAGGUCUUGGACACUGAACACAACAUUUAUAUGUGAUAAAAUGUCAGCCUUUUCUACCAGAUCUUGGUUUGGAAGCCUUUACUUUAAACAUACCAUAUUGUUUCACUUGUGAAUAAGCCCUGUAAAUAUAUCAUAUAUUUGAAUUUUAUUUUUCUAUGCUAGGUUCGAUCUUAUAUAUAGAAUAUGCUCUUUGCCAUUGGAGUGUGUUUCCUAUUUUUUUAUGAUAUAACUGUUAUUUAGUUCUCCAGAAGGAUGCCUACAGAAGACUGUUAUGUUAACCUCUGGGGAUGGGGAGGAGGUUAGUAGUAUUUAUAUUUUGGUUUUUGUGCAUUUACUGUUCUACCAGAGCUGACUCUUCCUGCUUCGGUGGCCCAUGGAUGGAGAAUCGUAUUCUCCAGCCUAGGACAGGGGAAGCUAAUAAGAGUUGGCUCGAGGUUUGCAAGGAAAAAGGAGACGAAUGCUUUGUUUGUGGGAAACUAAGAUUGUUUAUUAAACUGGGAAAACCCA